AGCCUGUGGGUUCCAUAGUGGGGAAGCGUAACUUAUAUGCGUACCGCGCAAAUUCACGUCAUUGUGAUCAGGAAUCGAAACGUGCACAUUAAUGGAAAUUCCAAAACAGUCGAGUGGAGGGGAUGUGUUGACAGCUGUUUACCAAAUGCCUGUAAGCUUUGGUGCUCGCCCUUACCCGCUGUGUGUGUCACGUUAAAGUAUCGGUAAACAUUCUCGUCUAUACGUCCCCAUGAACGACGUCCAAGCUUCUUGGAAUAGCAGUUAGGUCCACUCCUCGGUUCUGCUCACAAUCUUUCUUGGAACUGACCUGAUACAUCAUGUUGCGUUUUGUGUUAUUUGUGGUAGUUGCCACUUCAAUGUUGGGGGUGUCAUCAUUGAUAGUUGAUGGUUGCAAUGAAGCUGUAUGUGCAAGUGUGGUGAGCAAAUGUAUGCUUACUCAGUCUUGCAAGUGUGAUCUAAAGAAUUGCUCAUGCUGCAAGGAGUGCUUCAGUUGUCUUGGUGAACGGUUUGACGAUUGCUGUUCUUGUGUUGAUAUGUGUACAAAGUCUAAUUCCACUGGUAGUCCACUUACCAAAAUAAGCCAUGUUGAAGAGUUUACUGAUCCCAUACCAUCGCUGUUUGAAUCCUUGACCAUGGAUCCUGACACAGAGGGAAGAUGGACAUCAUAUACUUAUCCACAGGAACUUGAUAUUUCUCUGUUUAGCCCAAAAAUAGACAACGAGAUAAUAAUGGCAAACACUAAUGGGAAGAGUUCACUGGCUGUAGUGAACUGCACUGUAACUUACAUGGCACAUUGCUCACCUUGGAACAAAUGCAAGGAAUCUUGCCGCUCUAUGGGUGCCAGCAGUUACAGGUGGUUUCAUGAUGGUUGUUGUGAAUGUGUUGGGCACACUUGCAUCAACUAUGGAAUCAAUGAAAGCAGGUGUACAGAGUGUCGUCUGUCACAGGACGAUGAGGAAGAAGAUGAUGUGCUGCAGAAUGAUUAUGGUGAUGGCAGUGUAACAGAUGCAGAACAAGAACUGAAACUUUAGAAUUACUGACCUUUCCCAUUGAAUCUUUCAUACAUUAAUACUAAAACUGUUAUGACAUCUUCAGAAAAUAUCUGAAGGAAAAAUAAUGUGAUAUGUAUCAGCUAUUGAUAUUUGUGUAUCUAUAUGUGCUAUAGCUUUUCUUUUUUAAUAUUUACUUUUUGACACUAUUGAUAAUGUAAAUUCCUACAAAGUAAAUUGAACAUUGUUAUAUUUACUCCUCAGAAAGUCGGAUCCUCAUUACGAAAAUGAAAUGCUCAUGGCUCUAUGAAAAGUGUUAUGGCAAGUAAUUAGAACAUUUUAUCAGAUAAAAUACUAAGUUUUAAGAGCAUUUUGCAAUAGAUACAUCUAGCUCGGAGUGUAAAUGACAUUCAGAUGAUGUUCCUCAAAAAAGCUGACUCGGCUCUGUUAUUCAAAGAAAAUUGAGAAACCAGUGAAGAGUAUUAUAAAAUACUUAAAUAAACAAUAGAAUAUGAAAUAAGUAAUACAGUAUUAGAGAAGUGAGAAAUCCUCUGGCAAGUGCAUUCUACACAGGGAACUCGAAUCAUAUACUCUCCUGUUGCCUGUAAUAAAAAAAACAUGACUACUGCACUAACACAAAAUUGGCCCAAAAUGCUAAUCCCUUAACCCAUAUUUCAAAAUGCGGGAAAUGAACAGAACUGGCAGAAGGCACUGUUGACUGGCAUGUCACAUGGCGUGCUUCUGUUUGCUACUGCACAAUUCCUCACCAUCAGCCUUCGCUGAGUCACACUAAUCUAGCACAUAGGAAUUGUUUUUAUAAAGAAGAGCAUUAGUUGCAGAGGAUCAUGCUAUGGAUUUUACUGCAGUCAUUUACUGACAGUUCCUUCUGCAAGACUAAUAUUUUUCCUUUUUUCCCAUUAUUCUAAAUUACUGAUAGAAUUUAUAUUUAGAGUAUCACAUUUAUUCUGUAUUUUAAUGAAAGUGAUCAAUUCUUUGUAGUAUAAUGUUAUUGCGUAGAUAAAAGAAGCUACUCACAAAGUGGUUGCACGAGAACACACAUAUAAGAAAAGGUUUUACAUAUCCAAGCUUUUGGAGCCAAUGGCUCCUCCUUCCAGCAGAAGGUGUGAAGGGGAAGGAAGAGGACUGAACAAUCAGUCUUUCUUUCUUAUCUCCUUGAAUUGGGGUUCUGAGUGACUUUUCCAAACUCUAACCCUUUUCCUAAACCCCUCAAGUCCUUUCCUUCAUCCCUCUUCCGUCCCCUUGAACCCUUCUGCCAGAAGAAAGAGCCACUGGCUCAGAAAGCUUGCAUACGUAAAAUCUUUUUUUGUGUGUGUGUUCUCAUGCCACCACUUGGUGAGUAGAUUUUUUUAUCUAUCGAAUUAAAAUUAUAUUUUGUAUUUUGACAUAAAUGACCUGAUAAUGUAUGAAUAACAACACGGUAUGUUAAUGUAGAAUAAGGUUCACUUCUACAAAGGGAUUGUCUUUUUCCUUAACUGUUGCAUUAUUUUAAAAAUUUUGGCUAAUUUUCCUGUCUUAGUCUCACAUUUUUUCUUCUCUCCUCUUUCUCAUUUAAUUCUUAUUCAUUCAUUCUCUUUUAACUCCAUUAAUUUGUUGAUCUUCCCAUUUGCUCUCUGUCACUCCAAGCUGAGCUCUUUGUCCAGUCACUGUGUUCUUUCUAUUGUACUUUCGGCCAUCAGGUAGUGUCUUUUUCAAUUUUGCUUGUAAUUACUGUCUACUUAUUGUCUGUGGGCUGCAUUGUGCAAGUUGUUCCUUCAAUCCGAUUUUGUUUGUACCUUCCCAGAUUGAUCCAGGUGUCUUUUUUUAUAAUUGAUGUACCACAACACAGAUCUGCUGUCCUCAUUACUCAUAUCACAUGCCCAGUAUCACAAAGUAAUACACUAUGCUACUAUGUAAGUAGAGUUAUGAGUGCACAUUUUGUCCACUUUUCACUUACAAAAAGAUCUGGCAAAGAUUAGUAAUAAAUGUUUAACAAUAAUGGAAAUUCCUGAAUGGAACAGUACAUAAAAUAAAGGUAAGGUAACGAUUCCCCUAUAGUGGACUGAUGUGUGGAGAGUAGAAACAUAUAACAGAAAACAGUAUUCCUACUAGGUUUUGAGCUCUUUUUCUUGUAAAAGAGCACACACCCACACACACACCCAAAUAUUCACUGCCACAGUGAGUCUCACUGCAGCUGCAGGAAUGUCCGUGUGUAGUGAGUGAGUGAGAGAGAGAGAGAGAGAGAGAGAGAGAAUAUGUGCGCACUUUUUACCGGGAAAAGAGGAAGAGCUCAAAACUUCAUGUGAAUACUGUUUUAUGUUGCCAGUUUCUAUGCUACACACAAUGAAUGUUUAGUACUUAUCAGUCAAUGCUGCUAUCUCCACAUUUCUUAAUUUGUUCUUCAUACCCUGCUCUUCAGUUGACAUAAGUUGGAGACAUUAGGUAAAAAGCUUUCUUCAACAACCACCAAUCUUUCCGGUCAAACAAUAUUUAAGUACAGUAACAAUGACGUCAGUGCCACAAACCUCAUUUCUUUAAUUUAUCAUUUGUGAAAAAAAUAAAAUUUACAUUUUGUCAACAUACACAAUUGUGUACAUCUGUGGAUUGGAAACUUUGUGUGUUUAAAAUAAGGUAUUUAUCAUUUUUACAUGUUACCUUUAAAGUUGUAAUGUAGUUACCAAAAAAUAUUAAAUUCAAAACCAAUUUCUCAUUUUGACCUCCAUACACAAACUAGAUGGAAGUGUCAUUUGUUACACUCAUACCUCAGCCAGGAGCUUACUUUCUCACUGCUAAUAAACCUCUGUGAAAGAAAGCAAGAAAGAAAGGAGAAGUUGUGCAGGUUGUACUCACUGUAAAUGCUUAAUGUAUGAGGUAAAUCUUCACAAUUGUCAGCUCUAGUAUAGUGAUAAAACCGAAUUUGCUUAAAAUUGUAUAUUUACUUAAAAUUGUUAUCACUGAUUGUUUUAUUGUAAAUGCAAGGUUUUGUUGUGUUUUUAAUUUUCAAUAUAUUGAUAGGUGAAUGAUGAAAUUGCCUGUGGAGAGUUCUGGGUUUGUACUUUGAUGGUCAUCACACCAUGUCAUACUGUAUCUAUACUUGUUGGAUGGUUUCAUGACAGUCAUGCUUUCUUCAAAUUUUUCAUUAAUGUCUGUUAUUGAUAAUUUCAUACGGAAGCUUUUGAUUUGAGGGACGAGGAGAGGAAUUUCUGCUAAAGGUGCUUGCAUUUAUUAAUGCCUUUUUGGGGCAUAGAUCUAAAGAAGACCAAACACAUGUAAUGUGUCUGCGUGUUUCCAAACAUUUGUUGAAGGUAUUGAAACAAUAGCAUAAUAUGUUCAUAAAGUGAGAUUCCUUUUUUUAAUGAGCCAUUGAGGAUAUAGUCUACUAAGGUGUUUGUUCUGAAGAUUUCUGCACACUUUUGAAAUGUUACCUACAAAAUAUUCAUCAAUAUUGAUAUUUCUCUUUAAUGAUGGUAUAUAUCCUCUGUGGUUGUAAGUAAUGCAUUGAACUAACAUGUUUAUAUUAGUUUUUCUCGGUAGUUUGUCUAACACAGUAUAUAUAAUGGCUCUGAAGAAAGGGUAAUAAUUAGUACUUACAAAUGAAAAUACCAUUCCAGCAACAUGGUGUCAUUAAAAGAGAACAAGCCAGAAAAAUGGAAUUAUAAUACUCAUUCAGUUGGUCGAACUGUUUUCUUUUAUUUUUGGCAAUGCCAGCCGUUUGGUGAUAGACUGAUUGUAUAUACAACAUUCUGGAGAAUCUUAAAUGUAUACUGUUGAGAAAUUAUAUUUUUCACUUUUUA
This is a messenger RNA of Schistocerca serialis cubense, 4780 nucleotides long. RefSeq names its product protein twisted gastrulation-like. NCBI's taxonomy places the organism in Eukaryota, Metazoa, Arthropoda, Insecta, Orthoptera, Acrididae. The transcript is spliced from 5 exons. The record is from RefSeq and is a predicted model, not a curated record. Gene Ontology annotation, biological process: regulation of BMP signaling pathway. The coding region runs from base 318 to 1031 and encodes 237 amino acids.